Diospyros lotus (date-plum) is the source of this 1234-nucleotide messenger RNA. Its product is annotated as WAT1-related protein At4g30420-like. NCBI's taxonomy places the organism in Eukaryota, Viridiplantae, Streptophyta, Magnoliopsida, Ericales, Ebenaceae. Gene Ontology annotation, cellular component: plasma membrane. The record is from RefSeq and is a predicted model, not a curated record. Gene Ontology annotation, molecular function: transmembrane transporter activity. The transcript is spliced from 7 exons. The coding region runs from base 47 to 1138 and encodes 363 amino acids.
GUUGAAGAGUAUCCCGUAGAGGAGAAGGAAGAGCGCAAAUUAAGCAAUGGGUGGAUUAUUCAAAGAAUGCAAGCCAGAAAUGGCCAUGCUUGCACUGCAAUUCUGUUAUGCAGGGCUUAAUCUAUCAAACAGAGCUGUUCUCUUGCAAGGCUUCAGCCCCAGAGUGUUUGUUGUCUACAGGCAAGCAGUUGCCACUUUGGCAAUGGCUCCUAUUGCUUACUGGACCAGGCGGGUUACUGGAACAAGUAGUUUGGGAUGGAGGAGCUUUUGGCUGAUGUUCUGGUCUUCUCUUCUUGGAGUAACAAUCAACCAAAACAUCUUCUUGGAGGGUUUAUUUCUAGCCUCCUCGUCUCUGGCUAGUACAAUGGCAAAUCUAAUCCCGGCCAUAACUUUUGUAAUGGCAACUUCCAUUGGAAUGGAGAAACUAAACGUAAGAAGCGUGAGAGGUGUAGCCAAGAUCAUAGGGACUGUCUUGUGCGUUGGGGGAGCCAUUUCAAUGGCGCUGUUCAGAGGCCCAAGCCUGCUGAAUUCCAAAUCUCUUGUUGGGUCGGGAGGCCAGAACUGGUUGAUUGGUUCUCUGUUCGUCUUGGGAAGCAGUUGUUGCUGGUCUCUUUGGCUAAUUUUGCAGGUGCCAGUGUCAGCGAGCUGUCCAGACAGCCUAUCAUUAUCAGCUUGGACGAGCUUCAUGGGGACGCUGCAAUCAGCAGCAGUAGCCAUCUUCCUAGAGAGAGAUCCAAAUGCUUGGAAUUUGCAUUCUUAUCUUCAACUUGUCGGCUGCUUAUAUUCGGGAAUCGUAGGAUCUGGAGUUUCCUUUUUCAUCCAGGCAUGGUGCAUCUCACGGCGAGGCCCGCUCUUCUCGGCAAUGUUCCACCCUCUCUCCACGGUUAUAGUUUAUGCUUCUGCCGCUUUCUUUUUACAUGAGAAGAUCUACAUUGGCAGCUUGAUAGGUGCAGCUGGUGUGAUUGGAGGGUUGUAUAUUGUGCUAUGGGGUAAAGCCAAAGACCUAACCGCAGAUGAAGAUCAGCUUCAAGAACCAGUUUUGCAAAUUAGGGUUGAUGGUGAGAGCAUGAUCAUCAGCUCCAAGAUUAUGGAUUUUGAGAAACCCCUUCUGUCUGAGGAAUCUGUGACUGUGAGGUAAUUAAAUAUUUAUUUUACAAUCCAUCUGAUCCAGAACAAAUGUGUCCUUGGAUAUGAAAAUUAAGUGUUGAAUGUUAAACUUCCAUUUUAAUGUGUA